Nematostella vectensis (starlet sea anemone) is the source of this 1624-nucleotide messenger RNA. RefSeq names its product BTB and MATH domain-containing protein 36. The record is from RefSeq and is a predicted model, not a curated record. Gene Ontology annotation, molecular function: protein binding. The coding region runs from base 131 to 910 and encodes 259 amino acids. The transcript is spliced from 2 exons. Lineage: Eukaryota; Metazoa; Cnidaria; Anthozoa; Actiniaria; Edwardsiidae.
UACAUAUCAACUGACCACCAAGGACAGGCGGCUCAGAUGGGUGUUUGUUCUACCGAUUGUGGUUUUGUGAAUCUGUAGUUUGUGUAUUUCCUCUUUAUGAGUGACAAGACUGUUGCUUCGAAUUGCUGAAAUGCAAAAGAAAGGAAGUGAACCAGACUUCUCUGUUCCUUGGCAUUUGAGCGAUGCUGUUCUCGUUGUGGAGGAGAAACACUUCAAUGUGCACAAAAGCACUUUAUCAAUGUGGUCUCCAGUCUUUGAAAAAAUGUUCAGAGAGAGAAAUGACCAAGAAAUUUGUCUACCAGGGAAGAAAUCAAAAGAGAUAAAAGAAAUGCUUCUGGUUAUUUAUCCUACAUCAAAAAAAGUGACAGAAGAAAAUUGUUAUUAUUUAUUGACAUUAGCUCAGGAGUAUCAGAUGGAACAGUUGACAGAGCGCUGUGAAAAAUAUUUGAUACAAAGAGAAAAGACCCCAUUCCAAGCCAUUGAUUUCCUUGUACUAGCACAUGGAUUUAAAAUGUCAGAAUUAUGCAAGCAAUGUAUAGAAAUUGCUAAGCACAUUUCACUAAAUGAGCUUCGCAAGCAUGAGAAGUAUUCCCUAGUUGAAGAUGGCAAUGGAAAGCAGCUUGCAGAAAGAAGGGUAGAGUUACUAGAAGGCAAAGUUGCUACCCUUGAACAAAAACCAAAUUCAAUCAGAAAGGAAAUAAAGGAAACUUGUGAGUGGGCAAUUCGUGAGAUAAGCCGAGUUGUUUUUCACAAGAAGCAUCAAGGGGAUGGGAAACAUUCACCACGCGCACUGGGAGAUUGCCUCAGAGUUCUUGAGGAAGAGGCUUUACAAAGCCCAGAGAUGAAUUUGGUAGUACAGCUUUUACAACAGAGGUUAAGAAAAAUCUAUGAACCACAGCAAAGAAUGUAGGUAAUUUUUAUGAUCUUGAGCAUUUUGUGAACUGCAAACAACAAACUGCAUUAUUGCUUCUAUUAAACACACCUUGUUUAUUGCCAAAAUAUAGCAAUAACCAAUUAGAGAUGACCUCAAAGUUAAUUGAAUUUGAUGGACAACAAGCUGUUUAAUAGUUGCUGAAAUUAAUGCGGAACAGUUUGUUGAAUACUCAACAUUGCAGUAAGAUAUAAAACUUGCUAGGCCAGCCAGGCUUUAACAGGUGAUUUAACUUAAGUAAUGUAUUACGUGCAAUCGUAUUAAUAUCUUAACAACAAUGUAGUUGGCAGCUUAGUUGGAUGAGUAAUUGAUAAUGAGAUAAUUUGAUAAUGUAAUAUUUUAAGCAAUACAUUUUAUAUUCUUUGAAUAUAUUUUGGCAUGUAAUAUUUUAAGCAAUACAUUUUCCUUAUAUCAGGGGUGGAUACGGGGGGAUGGGGGUGGAUGUGACCUACCAAGAACUGCUGGUAACCAGUUAUAAGCCGUCUAUCCGGCCAUUAUCCACCCCAAAUUUUGAAAUCCUGGAUCCGCCCCUUUUAUAUUCUUUGAAUAUAUUUUGGCAUAUAUAUUAUAUUUCAAUGUGUGGCUUAAAUAAUAUUAAUGUUACUAAAAAAUAAGGGGGAUUUUACACAUAGCAUAGAUAUUCCCCAUGUAUGGCUAAAAUGAAUUUAAGAACAAUUAAAGAAAGUAAAAGCC